AUGCUGGAGCGGGACCGCCUCGCAAAGCUCGCCCUGUGGGAGCGGCAACAGCAACGCAUGCGCGAGGAGUCGGUGCCGCUCGCCCCGCGCAUCACGGCGUACGCCGCAACGUUAAAGCGUGAUGGUGACGUUGCCGACCGACUCAUGGCUGUCGCAAGGGAGCGCAGAGAGAGAGAGUUGAAAGACGCAGUGGGCGGGACGGAUGCGUCGCCUUUGCGUCCGCGUCGGCGCAGCGGCGGCGGCGCCUCGCCGCGAGGAAAGCAACAGCAGCAACAGCAACAGGAAAGCCUUCUGCUGCUUUCCAUGGAGGAGCGGCAACGGCAGUACAGGCUGCGGCGCGAGAAGAAGAUACGCGACAUUGUGGAGGCGGAGCGGCGGCUGCAUACACCCACCAUCAACCCUGUGUCGGAGAUGAUCGCCGCUGGCCUCCCGAUCUCUUCUACCGAGCGGCUUAUGGUGGACCGCUCAAAGCGUGAUAACGUUGGGACGCGAGGAAGCAAGAGUGGUGUGCUCGCGUCAAGCCACGGCUCCUCGUGGCGCGACAACGCAGACGAGUCGGCGCAUACCAGGAGCGCUGGCGAGUGCCUGGGCCUGGAGGAGUACGUGUCGCCGAUCCUUUCGCCAAGCCGCAGCGGCACGAAGGCGUCGACGUUGCGUGACGUAGGCGACAUAUACGAGCGGAUGUGCUGCUGGAAAAAGCUGCGCGAUGAGAAGGUGCAACGGCUUCGGAACGAGUUGCUUGAAGGGUCGCCGCUCCAGCAGCAGCAGAGUGAGGGGGAGAACGCCUUGCCUGCAUCGCCGGCGCCGCGCCCUGCGAAAGUGCUCCCCGGUGCCCAGAGCACUCCUCGCGCGUUGACUGUCGGAACGGAAGGCAGCAGCACACCUGUGGUGCUCUCCCUAGCAAAGAGAUACACAGAUACAUCAUAG
This is a messenger RNA of Trypanosoma grayi, 927 nucleotides long. RefSeq lists its product as hypothetical. Bases 1 to 927 code for a protein of 308 amino acids. The transcript has a single exon. The record is from RefSeq and is a predicted model, not a curated record. NCBI's taxonomy places the organism in Eukaryota, Euglenozoa, Kinetoplastea, Trypanosomatida, Trypanosomatidae.